Penicillium canariense is the source of this 699-nucleotide messenger RNA. RefSeq names its product sugar O-acetyltransferase. The record is from RefSeq and is a predicted model, not a curated record. NCBI's taxonomy places the organism in Eukaryota, Fungi, Ascomycota, Eurotiomycetes, Eurotiales, Aspergillaceae. Bases 1 to 699 code for a protein of 232 amino acids. The transcript has 3 exons. Gene Ontology annotation, molecular function: acetyltransferase activity.
AUGGCAUCCUCUGAGAAACGAGCGGACCUGAUUGCGCUCGCCCGCGAUCUGUCGGGCGUGCCGAUGAGUGAUGAUUAUGAGAAGAUGAUAUCAGGCAUGCUAUACAAUCCGCUCCUCCCCAGUCUGGAGGAAGGCCGGCAUAGGUGCCGUAUCUUGACCAACGACUACAACAACCUGGAUCCACGCACCGUGCCCUCUGACAAGAUACGCGACGUGCGCUUUGCGCUCUUGCAGAAGCUAGUGGGGCGUGUCGGGGAGGGCACCUUUGUCGAGCCGCCAUUCCGCCCGGACUACGGAUGUAAUGUGGUCAUUGGACGGGAUUGCUUUUUGAACUGGAACCUAACAAUCCUCGACACGUCGUUGGUGAUUCUCGGGGAUCGCAUUCAGAUGGGUCCGAAUGUGGGCAUUUUCACGGCCGGACAUGAGACCAGUGUCUUGUCGCGACGCAAGUAUAUCGAGUUCGGGCAUCCGGUCAGGAUUGGCGACGACUGCUGGAUUGGUGGUAAUGUGGUGAUUCUCCCUGGCGUGACCAUCGGCGAGGGAUGCACAAUCGGCGCUGGCGCGGUCGUCACCAAGGAUAUUCCACCCUUCUCAGUGGCUGUCGGGAACCCCUGCAAGGUGAUCAAGACCAUCUCAUCCGCAGAGGAGGAGGAGAGGGACCCCGAAAACCCCUACCGAGCAAUGGAAAGAGAGCUGUAA